Amphibalanus amphitrite is the source of this 3797-nucleotide messenger RNA. Its product is annotated as ras-related and estrogen-regulated growth inhibitor-like. Lineage: Eukaryota; Metazoa; Arthropoda; Thecostraca; Balanomorpha; Balanidae. The record is from RefSeq and is a predicted model, not a curated record. The transcript is spliced from 5 exons. Gene Ontology annotation, molecular function: GTP binding; GTPase activity. The coding region runs from base 517 to 1185 and encodes 222 amino acids.
AAACAGACAGUGCCUCAGGCAGUGGGUGCAGUGCCGCCGCAGCGAUCGAGGGCAGCUCACUGGCGCGCGCUGCACGUCCCGCGCCACGACGUUGACCUGAGGUGACCUGACCUCAGACGACCCGACCCGACCGCGAAGUGACGUGAAUAGAACUGCACGCAAAGGAUCUUAGACGGUCAGAGCUCAACUGAUUUGAAAGGCUGUGUUGGAGUGAAUGUGGGAAAUCCUGCGCAGACUCAUAUCGGCGUCGACCUAAGUGGCGGCUGGCCUGCCCUUGACUAGCAAGGGACGUUUCGUCGGUCAGCAGAGGAGACUGGAGGUGACAGAGCCCGUCCCAUCAGACGUAGACGUCACUGGAGAGCAGAAACGAGACUGAAUCGUGCGCCUCCUCGGGAGCACGGGAACACAGGAGGAGCCAGUUGUGUUCUAAUCUGAACAUUGAAGAGUGGGGAGCUGGAUCAGGCCUGGUCUGUGCCGGAGCGCCAGCGCGGUGAGCCGCCCCGCGCGCCCCGCACCAUGUCCUCCAACCUGCGAGUGAUCCGACGGAAAAAGUCCUCCCUGUCAGAGGUGAAAAUCGUCCUCUUUGGAGCGCCAGGAGUUGGAAAGAGUGCGCUGACAGUGCGUUUCCUGACGAAGCGGUAUAUCGGCGAGUACGAUCACCAUGGCGACCAGCCGCCGUACAAGUACGAACUGAUGGUGGACUCCGAACCGGUGCUGUUCGAACUGCUCGACACGUGCGCUAAGACGGCCGGUGAGCUGCCCUCGACCAAGACGCUGGACUGGGCCGACGGCUUCCUGCUGGUCUACUCUAUCACUGACCGAGAGAGCUUCAGCUAUAUCAAGCGGCUGCACGCGCACAUCUCCCAGUGGCGCCGCGAGGCGGGCCCGGCCGCCACCGCGCCCAUGGUGCUCGUCGGAAACAAGGGAGACAUGAUCCACCUGCGACAGGUCGGAUAUGAAGAAGGUGAGAUCCUGGCGCGCGACAUGGAAUGUCUCAGUUUCCGCGAGGUGUCCGCCUCCGAGCAGGUCACAGAGGUCGCCGAGGCGUUCAACGACCUCUGCCGCGAGGUCAACAACCACCGGCGCAAGAGCAAACAGUCACUGCUGGACCGCGUGCUUGGGGGUCGCGGCGGCCUACGGGUGUACGCCAGGGGCAAGAGUGACAGCGCGCUGCCCAAGGACUAGCGGUCUAUGGAGUGGUGCUGGAGGAUGUGAACGCCUAAGGGGAGCGGCAGAUAUGCGAGUUAAAGUCUGAGACACCAGCCCUGACUGAGAUGGACGUAAUCGUCCAUUUUUGGGUUAAGCCAGACGCGGAUUAGGAAUCGAGUUAUGAUUUUGUUCGCACUGAACCGCUCAUGUCCGUGAGAAUGUCCUAUAGCGCAGCGAGUGUCGAGCAAUAAAGAGAACAGUCAAAAUCAGCGAUAAGAUGAGCUCGCUGAACUGCAAAUAAGUGUAGAGCUACCACCGGUUGGCAGAAGCGGGGAGAAUCGUUCGGGUAAGAGUCUCCUGAUUUGUUCGAGAAUGCGCACGUUGCAGGCCUACAUAUUGUUAGCUCGUCAGGCCCAGAUGUUAGUACGUUUUCUGUAAGCAUCGGAACACUUGUCUCUGCGGGUUUCAGGACAGUGAUCUUUGUGCGUUUGUCGAUCUUUUGAACGGCAGGGUUCAUCCAGCCACGCUCUGUUCAAAGGGCUAGUUUAUGUGCUUUCUUGGAAUAUACAGGUGCAUUCUGUGUAUGCGUUGUGACGGUGAUAUCAUAAGGAUACGUUGUCUAGCCGAGACGCCAUAGAUAGACGUGAAUGCUUCAAGCGUAAUGUGAGUUAUUCGAAUGGGAUGCUUAUUCACGUCUUGUUUCGUGCAUCCAAUAAUUUUCGUACCCCCUGAAUGUCCUAGUUGUUCCCUCUUUUUCUGGAUGGAUCAAAUGAAGGAAGUGCAUGCGUGAGUGAUCACCAAACAAAGUCGGAUAGCACGGAUAAUUUGAUAGCAUGAUUGAUGCGUGUAUCUCUUUUGAAAACAGAUCUAAAUGCCACCAUAUUAUAGCACAUUUUCUAGAUAUGGACGGAAGCCUGUCUUAUGUGCUACCUCACAUCUUUUGUCUGUUUUGUGCCAAUGUGGUUUACUUGUGAAUUCUGUGAGCACACAACUCGUAAGGAUGAAAGCAGCGUCUGUACUGCCGAUUUGUUCUUCAUUUGCAUCAUAUUUUUAGGCAAGGGAGGCCAGACUAGUGGCUUUACAUGUGUGCUGUAUGUGUGCGCAUGCUGUUUAACCCGCGCCCCGCUGGGGGUCCUGGAUUUCCACGCCCUGCUGGGGGGGAGGGUGUUUGAACACCCCCCCCCCCCUUGUAACUCGGCUCCUGGGCCACGUAGCGAUACGCGGAAGGCGGCGUUCGAAAGAGCGUAAAAAAUAAUGACGAAAUCACUUCGGUCAAUUUUUUGGUCAGGUCAAAGGUCAGGUCACCAGAGGUCAUUGAAGGCAAAAUUUCGCCGAUUUCCAGGUCGAAUGUCGAAAAUUUCCAAGAAGCUAACGCAUAACUCGGGAACCAAUAGAGCUACAGCGCCGCAGAAAAGUGCAUUCGAUAGCCCUAUUAACGCCCUUUCUGAGUAAUUCUCUCAGAUUUGACCUAACGUCAACGGUUUUGCCUGCAGGGGGCAAAAACUGCAAAAAUAGCCGAUUUUUUCGGAAACAGUUUUUCUGCAAUAACUUUUGACCCAAGCCUUGUACGAGCUUACGUUUACCGGUAUCGUGUUCCUCUCGUCAAGACGCAUCGAAUGAACUAUAACUUGACCUUGAAAGAUCAACUUGAAAAUUUGACCUCAGGUCAAGGUCAUGACCUGACCGGAAAGGGUCAUGUUGCAUAUCAGUCGAUCCGUAUCGUCGAGCUGAACACAUAUAAGGCGUUUUCAUCGCUCUAGCAUGUCUCUAUCAAAAGUUAUUUGCGAAAAACUGUUAGAUACCAUUCGUGACCUAAGAUGACCUCAGGGCACAAACAAGGGUCACGGACACCAUUUUCAUGUUCAGUGUGUCUAAACCACUUUUAAUUCGGUGUUUGGGAGUGUUUAUAAUGUCCUUCGUCCAAAAGAGGCGCAUUUCAAUUUUCUCCCAUUGACUUAUAAUGGGGAGGUCGCAAAAUUGACCUGACCUUAGGUCAUCGAUAUCAAAAUUCUGAGAUAUACAUUUUGUACAUGCUAUUGCUCUUAGCAAUCGCUGAAAGUUUCAAAGCGAUCGGUCACUCGGUGUAGCUAUGACAGAUAUUGAAACUUUUUAUGAGGUGAGGUCACUUCAAGUGACCUGGUGACCUGACCUUGAAUGACCUUGGUCUGAAAUUUUCACAACAUGUGUAGAAUUGAUGUAUGAUAAGGUGUACCAAAAACGGCGGCGCUCCGCGCCGCCGUUUUUGAGAUAUUCGCGAAAAACCACAAGGGGGGGUGUUCAAACACCACCCCCCCCCCCCCAGCAGGGCGCGGGUUAAGCAAGAGCGCUGAAUUAGGGUGUCACUAAGUGUCCUUGUACCUUUUGUUUAGUGCUGCUACGUGUUGAAUGAGGAAUGUCUCCAUCGCUUUAGAUCAUGACACCUUGGUGGCGUUAAUGGGCGUUGGUCGAUGACGUUCGCACGUGUGAUUGUGGUCGUCCUCGUGCCGGUAGUUCAGAGAUGACACGGUCACGCUUGUUGAUGGGCCUCGUCUGUGGCCGGCCUGACAUAUAUCGGAGUGCUGCAUUUUGUGGACUCACUUCGCUCGAUACCUACACGUGUAUUGUGUCAUGCUAUUUUAUUGAAAAUAAACCUUAUCAGCGAAGUUUCA